This is a messenger RNA of Cornus florida, 4510 nucleotides long. RefSeq names its product DExH-box ATP-dependent RNA helicase DExH3. Gene Ontology annotation, molecular function: ATP binding; RNA binding. Bases 315 to 3764 code for a protein of 1149 amino acids. Gene Ontology annotation, cellular component: nucleus; intracellular anatomical structure. Lineage: Eukaryota; Viridiplantae; Streptophyta; Magnoliopsida; Cornales; Cornaceae. The transcript is spliced from 19 exons. The record is from RefSeq and is a predicted model, not a curated record.
GUAUCAGACGGCGCCCGUACCCCCACAUUUCGAGUCUUUCUUCUUCCCUUCAUUUUCAGUUCUGCGUGUGGUGUGCAUCAACAGCUCUAUUAUAAGCACCUCUAGACCAUCACUCUUCUCUCCAGUUCCUUCCAUGAACUACACUCGCUGAUCACAAUUCACAAACUUUUAUGACGUCAAUUCAAUUCAAACCUUACAAUACAAAAACCACAAAAUAGAUUCUACAGUGCUCUUGUUGCUGUCAAAUCGAAUCGAACAUUCUUCUCUGGUUUAUUCAAUCAAACCCUUUCAAUGCUCGAAGCUCCAUCGCUGCAAUGCAUUCUAAGACAAGGUUUCUUCUGGCAUGUGGCCGGAAAAUUCACACUAUUUCGUCGAAUCAAGGAUUUACAACCGCAGAUAAUGAUUUGUCUAGGUUACGCCGGAGGAUUUUGAUAUCUAGCGGUGGGUUUUCAGGCCGAAUUUUGUCGAAUUUCGUACGAUUGGGACACCGGAGCUUUUGUGGAUAUGCUGUUGAGCAGUUCUCGGAUGACGAGUACGAAUGUGACUACGAUAACCACAAGGCGUCAUCCUCCAUUGCCAACAUUGAUGAGUGGAAAUGGAAACUCAGCAUGCUAUUGCGCAAUGAAAAUGACCAAGAAAUCGUGUCAAGAGAUAAAAGAGACAGGAGAGACUAUGAGCAAAUUUCUAACCUUGCCAAAAGGAUGGGGCUCUACUGUGAACUGUAUGGAAAAGUGGUAGUCGCGAGCAAGGUUCCUCUUCCCAACUACCGGCCAGAUCUUGAUGACAAGCGGCCUCAAAGGGAGGUGGUUAUUCCACUAAGCUUACAAAGGAGAGUAGAGGGUUUACUUCAGGAACACCUUGACAGAAUGCAGUUAAGUUCUGAAAAUGUUGGCAAGACUUCAGCUACUGAUCCUGUAGAAGAUGUAAAUCCGGAUGAAAAUCCAGAUUCUUUAUUAGAUAGGUCCGUUAUGGAAAAAGUUCUUCAGAGGCAGAGCUUGCGAAUGCGCAAUAUGCAGAGAUCAUGGCAGGAAUCACCUGAAGGCAAGAAGAUGCUAGAUUUCCGGAAAUCUCUCCCUGCAUUCAGUGAGAAGGAAAGGCUGCUUCAAUCAAUUGCACGGAAUCAGGUUGUAGUAAUUUCCGGGGAGACUGGUUGUGGUAAGACCACCCAACUUCCUCAAUAUAUAUUGGAGUCAGAAAUAGAAUCUGGUCGUGGAGCAUUCUGUAGCAUAAUUUGUACUCAGCCUCGAAGAAUAUCUGCCAUGGCUGUUGCAGAAAGAGUGUCUACAGAGAGGGGAGAGCCUCUUGGGGAAUCUGUUGGCUAUAAAGUUCGAUUGGAGGGUAUGAAAGGGAAAAAUACCCAUCUGCUUUUUUGUACUAGUGGUAUAUUGCUUCGACGACUCUUGAGUGACCGCAACCUGAAUGGUAUUACGCAUGUUUUUGUUGAUGAAAUUCAUGAGAGAGGCAUGAACGAAGACUUCUUAUUGAUUGUGUUGAAGGAUCUUCUUCCACGACGUCAAGAUUUGAGAUUGAUUUUAAUGAGUGCUACUCUGAAUGCUGAGCUAUUUUCAAAUUUUUUUGGAGGAGCACCAACAAUUCAUAUUCCGGGCUUUACUUACCCUGUGAGGGCACACUUUCUGGAAGAUGUAUUGGAAAUCACUGGAUAUAAGUUGACUUCAUUCAACCAAAUUGAUGAUUAUGGCCAAGAGAAGACAUGGAAAACACAAAGACAGCUAUUGCCACGGAAAAGGAAAAACCAGAUCACUGCUCUUGUUGAGGAUGCUCUUGAAAAAUCAAGUUUUGAGAAUUAUAGCUCAAGGGCACGUGAUUCACUGUCAUGUUGGACUCCUGACUGCAUCGGAUUUAAUCUAAUUGAGGCUGUUUUAUGCCACAUAUGUCGGAAGGAAAGGCCUGGUGCUGUUUUAGUAUUUAUGACUGGCUGGGAGGAUAUCAGUUGCUUGAGGGAUCAGCUUAAAGCUCAUCCUCUCUUGGGAGACCCUAACAGGGUUCUACUGCUUACAUGCCAUGGUUCAAUGGCAACAUCUGAACAGAAACUCAUAUUUGAGAAGCCACCUCCUAAUGUGCGUAAAAUUGUACUUGCCACAAAUAUGGCAGAAGCAAGUAUUACGAUCAAUGAUAUAGUUUAUGUGGUUGAUUGUGGAAAAGCAAAGGAGACUACUUAUGAUGCUCUAAAUAAUACUCCUUGUUUAUUGCCUUCUUGGAUAUCGCAAGCUUCAGCUCGGCAAAGAAGAGGUAGGGCCGGUCGUGUGCAGCCAGGCGAGUGCUACCACCUUUACCCCAGAUGUGUAUAUGAAUCUUUUGCCGAAUAUCAACUUCCUGAACUUCUAAGAACUCCUUUGAACUCUCUGUGCCUGCAAAUAAAAAGUUUGCAAGUUGGAAGUAUAGGAGAAUUCUUGUCAUCAGCUCUGCAGCCACCUAAACCAUUGGCUGUCCAAAAUGCUGUUGAUUUUUUGAAAUUGAUUGGAGCAUUGGAUGAGAACGAAAAUCUUACACAUCUUGGAAAGUUUUUGUCGAUGCUUCCAGUGGAUCCCAAGCUAGGGAAAAUGAUCAUAAUGGGUGCCAUCUUUCGUUGCUUUGAUCCUGUUCUGACAAUUGUUGCUGGCCUUAGUGUCAGGGAUCCUUUCCUUUUGCCUCAAGAUAAAAAGGAUUUGGCAGGGACGGCGAAGUCCAGAUUCUCUGCAAAGGACUACAGUGAUCAUAUGGCUCUUGUCCGUGCAUAUGAAGGAUGGAAAGAUGCGGAAAGAGAAGGUUCUGGAUAUGAGUAUUGCUGGAGGAAUUUUCUCUCUGCCCAAACUCUUCAAGCUAUCCAUUCUCUUCGGAAACAGUUUAGCUUCAUAUUGAGAGAUUCUGGAUUACUAGAUGCAGAUGCUGGCUCUAACAAUAGAUUAAGUCACAACCAGUCAUUGGUUCGUGCAACUAUAUGUUCUGGACUCUUUCCUGGCAUAGCAUCCGUAGUGCACAGAGAGACAUCCAUGUCUUUCAAAACGAUGGAUGAUGGCCAAGUCUUACUUUAUGCGAAUUCUGUUAAUGCACGUUACCAGACAAUUACCUAUCCAUGGUUGGUGUUUGGUGAAAAAGUAAAGGUCAAUACUGUUUUCAUACGUGAUUCCACUGGUGUAUCUGAUUCAAUUUUGAUCCUUUUUGGUGGUUCUCUCAGCCAUGGGAUCAUGGCUGGGCAUUUGAAAAUGCUGGGAGGAUAUAUUGAUUUUUUCAUGGAUCCUAGCUUGACAGAAUGCUACACAAAGCUCAAGGAGGAACUUAAUACGCUUAUCCAAAGGAAGCUUCAGGAUCCUAGUAUCGAUAUCCACAAGGAAGGUAAGUACCUCAUGCUUGCCGUUCAGGAGCUUGUAUCUGGAGAUCAAUGUGAAGGGAGAUUUGUAUUUGGUCGUGAAAGUAAAAAACCUAAAGAGUCUAGCAACAAUGAUAGAUUUACAAAAGAUGGAACAAACCCUAAGAGCUUGCUGCAAACUCUGUUGAUGAGGGCAGGACAUUCCCCUCCGAAAUACAAAACAAAGCAUCUCAAGACAAACGAAUUCAGAGCACUGGCAGAGUUCAAGGGAAUGCAAUUUGUGGGGAAGCCCAAGAAAAAUAAACAGCUUGCAGAGAGGGAUGCUGCUAUAGAGGCACUGGCCUGGCUGACCCACACUUCUGACAACAGCCGGGAUGAAGAUGAUAAUUCCACACCUGAUGUCACUGACAACAUGCUAAAACUUCUUGGUAAACGCAGAAGAUCAAAGCGCCGCUGAUGACUCAUGGUUCCAAAGCUCUUUGAACAGAAGCAAUGCCAAUGCAUUAUUGAAGUUAGAAUGAGCAAAAGCUGAUAAUUCUUGGAUAUAGUUACACACCUGACAUCGCUGAUGACAUGCCAAAAAUUGCAGGGAAGCAUGGAAGAUAGUAGAUCACUAUGGUCACUGAUGUUAUCCAUGGAUGUCUUUUUCUUUUAGCCAAAGAAUGGACUGACUGCUGUUAUCCAUGGAUAUCUUUUUCUUUUGGCCCAUUCAGGUAACUUGCAGCAUUCACUGCUUUUGGCCGUUGAUAUUGAAUUCUAUGAGUGUUGACGGAGCUCGGAUGAUUGUGAUUCUUUAUCAAUUCGAUUUUCUCCUAAUUUUUGGGCGAAGGGAAAAUCAAGAACAUUGAAAGACAUUACUUGUCCUCAGCUGGUGUAUGGUCAUUAUGCAUUAUAAUGGGAGAUGUAUACAAGUUUUGUAAAUUAUACAUAGUUCCAGAAUUAGAAACUUGACUUUACAGAUAACAAAAUGGCAUCUUUGUUAGGUGUUUAUUUUUGCAGAAUGCGGGAGGAGAGUAGCAAGCUCUUUGAGUGCACUAACAUUACUUAGCUGGCAUUGUAGUUAUUGUAACUUUAUUAUAUUGUUUUAGUUUCUUAAAAACUACUAGUAUUUAAUGUUCCUAAAGUUUGAUUAUUUGUACAUGUAAAUAGUGAGAUUGGUUUUUUCAGGCAAUUUUUCUAUAUAAAAUGAUAUCCUAUUUAUUA